AUGCCUGAACUAACACCUGCUGCAAUUCAUGGUAAAGAUGCACAAUAUAGGCCAGAACCUCCAAACACGCCUCAGCUGCAGCCACCAGCACACAUGCUUCCUCGUCAACAAGGACAUCGACCAUCACUUUCUCAGCUUACAUCGAUGCCAGGUUCUAUGCCAGGGCCAUCGCCAGUGAACCCAGCACUACCGUCCAUGGCACACCCGAUGAAGCUUAUGACCCUCUUGAUCCAAAUGGGAACAUCACUAUCAAAUGGGAUAUCAUGGAGUGGACCUCAGAUGGCUAUACUCUGCUAUACUGAAACUUUGUCAUCACUUAAGAUCACAAUCCACGAGUGCUGCGAGCGAUGCCGAUUGAGUCCCUGAUGGAUGAGUUCCACGAGAACCACCCUUACGAAUCAAACAAGGGGCUUUUCUCCAUAUUCAUUCUAU
This is a messenger RNA of Lolium rigidum, 432 nucleotides long. RefSeq lists its product as uncharacterized. The transcript is spliced from 3 exons. NCBI's taxonomy places the organism in Eukaryota, Viridiplantae, Streptophyta, Magnoliopsida, Poales, Poaceae. Bases 1 to 366 code for a protein of 121 amino acids. The record is from RefSeq and is a predicted model, not a curated record.